AUGGGCAGGGAAGAAAACAAUUGCCCAUGUGAACCUCCAUCAACCACCACCGGAAUCAGCAGAAGAAAGCACCGGUACCCGGUGGAGGAAACCAGACCACCAGGAGAUUCCGAGGUGGGUUGCUCCGGCCAGUCAUGCCGAUCAUGUACCGGCGGGGUGAUCGCCGACUGCGUGGCGGUGUGUUGCUGCCCAUGCGCCGUCGUCAACUUCUUCACCCUCACUUUCCUGAAGCUUCCAUGGAUGAUGGGCAGAAAGUGUUUGGGUUUGGAUAAUAAAAAGAAAAGGAGAAAGAAGUUAAAAAACGACGAUACAGACAAGGACAGAAAUGGAAUUUCGAGAAAAGAUAAGGGAGUAAAUAGGAAAUCUCAAAACUUGGAAGAAGAGGAAAAAGAAGAGUACAGUGCAAGGUUUGAGGCAGAGAAGGUUUGGCUAGAGUUGUAUAAAAUCGAUCACUUGGGUUUUGGCAGGCUCUCCUUCACUGGAAUUCAGUCGCUUGAGUAA
Molecule: messenger RNA, 501 nt
Organism: Cynara cardunculus var. scolymus (artichoke)
Lineage: Eukaryota; Viridiplantae; Streptophyta; Magnoliopsida; Asterales; Asteraceae
Exons: 1
Coding region: 1-501 (166 amino acids)
Source: RefSeq, a predicted model, not a curated record